Messenger RNA from Osmerus eperlanus (European smelt), 2180 nucleotides. RefSeq lists its product as uncharacterized. NCBI's taxonomy places the organism in Eukaryota, Metazoa, Chordata, Actinopteri, Osmeriformes, Osmeridae. The record is from RefSeq and is a predicted model, not a curated record. Gene Ontology annotation, cellular component: nucleus. Gene Ontology annotation, biological process: regulation of transcription by RNA polymerase II. Bases 529 to 1974 code for a protein of 481 amino acids. Gene Ontology annotation, molecular function: RNA polymerase II transcription regulatory region sequence-specific DNA binding; DNA-binding transcription factor activity, RNA polymerase II-specific. The transcript is spliced from 3 exons.
UAAUAUCAAUAUAGCCUAGCCAGCUAACAUGCGCUAACUAGACUAGACCCAAUGCCCAUCACGACGAGACUGUGAACGAUAAACAAGGAAAUGUACUGACUAACAUGGACUUGAUCGCAAGCAGACGUCAAACAUAUCUGGUGUGAUGCUAGCUAGAGCGUAAUUUAGCGUCGACCUUUCUAAGCAAGCUAGCCAAACUUUAAGCUGUCAUAUUUAGUUUGGAUUCGGAAGUAAAUUGAUGUUCAGGCAUCUGCUUUAUCAACAACUAAAUCAGUUGGUAACUAUGGCUAGCUACUGUAUUGUAGCCUAGCUACAAGGCUCUGACGGUUAGCAGAACUUGGCUAGCGCUAGCUAUCAUAUCUGGUUGCAUGAAGAAGGUACGUCACUACUAUCCUAGUGAUACAUGCUAACUGACGUAACCGACAAACUAUAUAGCAGUAGCAAAGUGAAUUAGCCUAGCUGAAUACAACUAUCUAGCAGCGGGGUAGGAAACUGAGUUAGCUGACUAAAGCCCAGGAGUGGGGUAGUAUGGAUGCAGUUCCCUACAGCUGGACCAGAACCAGGGCCCAGGAAUCGUUCCGUGGCUCUCUGCCCACGGGGGGGACUCUGACCAGGCUUGCCCAGCUGGUGGCCCAGGCGGAGCACGACAGCUCCCUCUCCGCCUCCCGCACCAGUGCCGAAUGCAGCCAGGGCUUCCCUGACAUGGCAGAGCUGUGCCAGCACCAGCAGGAGGGCCACCCCCUGCCCAAGCCCCACCAGUGUGUGUCCUGCGGCAGGGGCUUUUCUCUGCUGUCGUCCCUACAGCUCCACAUCUGCCUGGAGGAACAGACAGGUCUCCCUCACUCCCCUCCCCCUAGCUCUGCUCUCCCUCACUCCCCUCCCCCUCUCCCCAUCUCCUCUCUCCUACAGUCUCCUGCCCCUGCCUCCGCCCCUGACUCCAAUACAGGUCCCCCUGACUCUCCUGACCCUGACUCCGAUGCAGGGCCCCCUGACUCUCCUGACCCUGACUCUCCUGACCCUGACUCUCCUGACCCUGACUCUCCUGACCCUGACUCUCCUGACCCUGACUCUCCUGCCUCGGUCCAGUGCCCCCACUGUGAAAGGAGUAUCCGCUCCUCGGCAGGCCUGUCUUCCCACCUGAGGAGCAACCAUGCCAGCGAGUGGAUCCUGGAGAAGAAGAGGAAGAGCAGGGGCCCUGGCGGGCGGGGGGGGCGAGGAGGCAGGAGGGGGAGGGGGAGGGGGGCAGGGAGGGGGGGCGGUAGGCUGCCAGGAGUCUCUCUGGACAGACAGAAGGUGCUGUCGUGCCGGUCGUGUGACAUGGUGUUUGUGAGCACAGCCAAGCUGUACCUGCACAGAAAGGAGAAGCACAGCCGGGAGCCAGCCCUACGCUGGGACGCACGGCCGCUGGCCAGCAAGCGCAGGAAGGGGGAGACCUACGCCUGUUCCACCUGUGGGAAGGUCUUCCUGCACCACCUCUCUCUUCGGGCUCAUGCCAAGCAGCACAGCAGCCAGGCCCAUGACAGCCCCAGGCUGGCAGAGAGGAAACCCGGCCCUUGUAGAGACCCCCCGCUGGGGGAGGGGAGGCGGAGGGGCCGAAGGCCAAGGGGCCGGAGGCCGGGCGGGAGCGGGGCAGGGAGGCCCAAGAGAGAGCAGGUCCGGGAGGAGGAAGAGGAGGAAGGAGAGUUCCCCUGCCCGUCGUGUGCGGAGGUGUUCUCCCAGAGGGCGUUGCUGCGGGAGCACGCGGAGCUCCACCAGGCGUCUGUGCGGCGCAGGUGCUGCUGUGUGUGCAGCCAGGACAUGGAGGUGUGCAGGGGCCCCGGGGCCCGCAGGCAAAGGCUGUACCACUGCAUGCCCUGUCAGCAGCCCUUCUGCUCCCUGGAUGCCUUCCUGCUGCACUGCCAGGUCCACCUGCUGGCCAGGGUGGAGGAGGAGGAGCACGCCACACCCACACACACACACCUCAACAAGGCCUGACUGGACACACACACACACCUCCACAAGGCCUGACUGGACACACACACCUCUACAAGGCCUGACUGGACACACACACCUCUACAAGGCCUGACUGGACACACACACACACCUCUACAAGGCCUGACUGGACACACACACACACCUCUACAAGGCCUGACUGGACACACACACACACCUCUACAAGGCCUGACUGGACACACACACAC